Molecule: messenger RNA, 5331 nt
Organism: Manis javanica (Malayan pangolin)
Lineage: Eukaryota; Metazoa; Chordata; Mammalia; Pholidota; Manidae
Gene: CREB5
Product: cAMP responsive element binding protein 5
Biological process (GO): regulation of DNA-templated transcription
Molecular function (GO): DNA-binding transcription factor activity
Source: RefSeq, a predicted model, not a curated record
GUAAUGCACUCUAAAUAGAAUGUAUUGUAAUCUUUGCUCAGUCCAACGUGGUCCCUUCACCCGGGCUCCGCUCUUGCCUUCUCCACACUUGCUUGAUUUAUGAGGAAUCCAAAAUGAAUUUGGAGCAGGAGAGGCCAUUUGUCUGCAGUGCUCCAGGCUGCUCCCAGCGCUUCCCAACAGAAGACCAUCUGAUCAUUCAUAGGCACAAGCAUGAAAUGACUUUGAAGUUUCCCUCAAUAAAAACAGACAAUAUGCUAUCAGAUCAGACUCCGACCCCAACGAGAUUCCUGAAGAACUGCGAGGAAGUGGGGCUCUUCAAUGAGCUGGAUUGCUCUCUUGAACAUGAGUUCAGGAAGGCCCAGGAGGAGGAGAGCAGCAAACGGAAUAUCUCGAUGCACAGCACAGUUGGUGGGGCCAUGUCGGGGCCUGGGGCUCACCAGCUUGGCAACACCCGGAUGCCCAACCACGACACCAGCGUUGUGAUUCAGCAAGCCAUGCCGUCGCCUCAGUCCAGCUCUGUCAUCACACAGGCACCUUCCACCAACCGCCAGAUUGGGCCUGUCCCAGGCUCUCUAUCUUCUCUGCUACAUCUCCACAACAGACAGAGACAGCCCAUGCCAGCCUCCAUGCCCGGGACCCUACCCAACCCUACAAUGCCAGGAUCUUCUGCCGUCUUGAUGCCAAUGGAGAGACAAAUGUCAGUGACCUCCAACCUCCUAGGAAUGCAAGGUCCAAAUCUCAGCAAUCCCUGUGCUUCUCCCCAGGUCCAGCCAAUGCAUUCAGAAGCCAAAAUGAGGCUGAAGGCCGCACUGACUCACCACCCUGCUGCCAUGUCCAAUGGGAAUAUGAACACCAUGGGCCACAUGAUGGAAAUGAUGGGCUCCCGGCAGGACCAGACGCCGCACCAUCACAUGCACUCACACCCCCAUCAGCACCCGACACUGCCAACCCACCAUCCCUACCCUCACCAGCACCAGCACCCCGCACACCACCCCCAUCCACAGCCCCACCACCAGCAGAACCACCCACAUCACCACUCGCAUGCCCACCUUCACGCACACCCAGCACAUCACCAGACCUCGCCGCACCCACCCCUGCACUCCGGCAACCAAGCACAGCAGGUUUCACCAGCCACACAACAGAUGCAGCCAACCCAGACGAUACAGCCGCCCCAGCCCGCAGGGGGGCGCCGGCGAAGGGUGGUGGAUGAGGAUCCUGACGAGAGGCGGCGGAAAUUUCUGGAACGGAACCGGGCAGCCGCCACCCGCUGCAGACAGAAGAGGAAGGUCUGGGUGAUGUCACUGGAAAAGAAAGCAGAAGAACUCACCCAGACAAACAUGCAGCUUCAGAAUGAAGUGUCCAUGUUGAAAAAUGAGGUCGCACAGCUGAAACAGUUAUUGUUAACGCAUAAAGACUGCCCAAUAACAGCCAUGCAAAAAGAAUCUCAAGGAUAUCUAAGUCCAGAGAGUAGCCCUCCUGCCAGCCCUGUCCCAGCUUGCUCUCAGCAGCAGGUCAUCCAGCACAACACCGUCACCACUUCCUCGGCAGGGAGCGAGGUAGUAGGAAGCUCCACCCUCAGCCAGCUCACCACCCACAGAACAGACCUGAAUCCCAUUCUUUAAAAUCCACGGCUCAGACCUUGCCUCCAAGAAGCGCUGUCGUCUAUCACGCGUCCUUUCUUUUAAGGGCAUUUUUAGAAUUAACUCAGACCUGGAAGACUCCUCAGCCCUUCAAAGACUGGCUUUCAUUUUUACAGUUAUUAUGGAAAUGUUGUCUUUUAUACUUAGUUAUAUAAGAAAGAAGGGAGUUAUGCAAUUAAUAUCUAUCAGUUUGGGAAAUGCUUUGGUGCUUUUCUCCAAUUUCCUGGUACCAAUUACUUGUUUAUAAACUGAACUCUUUCUGUAUAUAGUCAUAGUUUCAUUCUUAUCAGUCCAAUGUUUGCCUGAAGUAUUGACUCUUGUUAAACCGCAGCUUUUAGCCCGAAUGAGGCAUACCUAGAUGCCAAGUAAACAGACACAAAGUAACUGGGUGAUGAGUCUGAGGACAUCAUGACAUGGGGUUGAGUUUGUGCUGUGAUGUCACCAGAACCCCAGAUAAACACAAAGCCUUUUCCAUAACUGUUUUUCUCUUAACUAUAAAAAAAUUAUAAGAUCCACUGAUGUCCAAAUAAAACCAUCAAGCAUCUCACCACCUUUCCUCCUCUGCUUGGCCCACUUCCUUGAAUGCCCAAUUUUCCUCUCCAUUUCCACUUUUUCCUGGGCUCCCUGUUGAGUCUUCAUUUUUACUUUGUCCAUUUUAUUUCCUCCCCCUUUAGCAUUGCAUGUAAAGAAGAAAAUAAUGUUUAAAGGAAAGAAAGCAAACCUCAAAAAUGCGGAUCUAGCCAUGGCUUCCCUCACCCAUGACCCACAGCUGGAGUUCAUUCAACUCUUGCUUUUUACAAAAUAGUAACUGGGAGAUGUUUAAUGUGCCUGAUUUAAGGUUUUUAAUAAUCAGAGCAAAUAAAAGGUGGCUUAGCCAUAGGUGAAGCACUGUUGAAUGCCAGCUGUGGAGACACCAGGGAAGGGAACUUUGUAAGCCUCGAUUGUGAAAGUCCAAAUUAUGAUGCGGGGCUAUAACAUCACACCCUCGAAUUACAACUGGUUUUAUAUGGCCUGUCUAUAACGUUGAAAGUCUGUGUACUAUAUAAUAAUUCAGAAGGGCUCUAUUCACUACACAGAUUACAUUGCUAAUAGCCUAAGACUUUUUUUUCCUUAAGUCAAUGGAACCAGCUUUGCUGUUCUGGUGGGUAAAGUAGACAAACUACUGGCGGGGAACAAAGAGAGAAAGAAAACCUAAUGUUUCCAUAGGGCUGCUUUCAGCCAUCCCACAACAGUUAAAGCACUUUCUGGCUGCUGAAAGAAUCCCAUGGAUAUAGCCACUCCACUCUUCACAUCUCUGAUUUAUAUUUUCAACGACUUUCAAGGACUUGCCCAUUAUAAAAAGCAGAUAGUCCCAAACCACAGUUGUGCCUCCUUGAAACAAGCCAUUCUACUGUGCUAAUGUUUUAAUAUAGCAUCUCACAAAUAACAGGGGCUGAUGUUUCUCUCUAGCCGUCUAGACAGGUGCUGGUGUUUCAUCUCCAUUUGAAUGCUUGACCUCCUAACACAAGUGUGUAUAUGUGUGUGUGAGUGUGUGCAUGGGAUUUAAAAGAAUUGUAUUUUACAAAAGGUGUAGCUUUUUAUAAGAGUUCAGAAAAGGGAAGGACGUGUUUUGUUUUGUUUUGUUUCUCACUAUAGUGUAAGAAUCUAUUUUGGAGAACAAAAGAAAAUAGGGUCAUGAAGCAUGAUUUUUAUAACUAGUUUCGGUUUUAUCUAAUAACUUACUUUUUAAAUCAAUAUUUAUCAACAAUCUUUUCACAUAUGCAGUGCUUUCAAAAGAAAGUUCUGAGUGUCCAGUGAAACUCAUGACUGGAUAUAUAGUCUAAAAAGUGAAACAAAAGCAAAAACAAAAAAACAAAAAAAAAGAGAAAAAAUGCAAAUGAAAAGGAUUUUCUAUUAUAUUUUAGACAAACAUAUCAUUUAGGUAUUUUAAAUACUGAAUACAUAGUUGUUUUGUUUUAUUUUGAAUCUCAGAAGUAAUAUAGCCGACUGGUUUAAACUAACUGGCUUCCUAAGAAAUAUUUAAGAGUUAGCUAAAAAAAGUAGUUAACAUUCUUAUCUAUUUUGACAACAAAAUUGAUUGUUUCAGAACUCCUUCUUAGGACCAUCUGCAUGUCUCCCUAAAAAGGAAAAAGAGCUCAUUGAAAUGUUUGGUUUUUAAAAUUUAUUUUAUUUUACUUUUUACUUUAAGUAAACAAAAACUUCUCUUCCUUUACUGCAUGCAUAGCACUUAAUGAAAUGGAUUUUUUUAAAAAUCCAGUGGUAAUAUCAAAGUGUCCAGGGAGUGGGCUGUCACUAAAAUUAUGGUUUACUUUCUGUUCCACCUCUUGAUUGAAAUAUUUAGUUGUUAAACUGAAAGCCUCUGUAGCUAAGAACUUGUCGGAGUUUUCUUAAUUCAGCAACUUGACAGUUUGACUGAUGUGCAUUAUAUAUAGCUCAAUUAUGUCUGUUUUUUAUGCUAAGCAGGCAAACCAACCACACACGUUAGCAAAUGGGCCUCAACAUAUAAUUAGAAUAAACUGUCUUCUUGUUGUACUCCAGGCCUUCAGGGAUGUUCAUUAGCGCUGUGAAAAUACAGAAGGUGGGAGAAGCCAGCUAGCUGUCAGAGCCUCUUGAAGUCCUGAACAGAAAGGCUCAGUGGUCAGACCUGCCAGUAGGCUUAUCAAUAUUAAGUAUUUCACUUGAAGGCCCAGCCUUCGCCAGACCACGGAAUACUCAGUCGGCCUGAAAAAUCCCCCCUUCUUACCAAUCUGGGAAAACAUCUCUCUAUCCCAUUUUCUUCUCCCACUCAAUUACCAGCUCACCCAUCCGUAUUUUCACAGAUCAGUUGUAAUGACCUUCAGAGCACACCAUGAGGAGGCCAGGGCCCUGGUGUACUGCCUCGCCCAUGUGGUUUUUUAAUUGGUAGGAACUGGCUUUGAAGUCACUGCUCGCCUACCUGGAAGCUUCUCCUGGGCCUCCCCUGCCUAUGCAAUGGGAGUUAACAACUUAGGUACAUCUGAGAGUGUCUCUACCAGGUGAAUCCUCAACUGCACGGAGGCAUCCACAUCUUGUUUUUCCUUUUAAGACAUUUCUCCACAUAUGAUGUGGGGAUGGGUAUCAUGAAAAUCCCAGCCAUGGAUGAAUGUACUCAUUUGAAAACCCAGUGUUAGGUUGGAUGUUUUCCCUGUCCACUCCCACUCAACUCUCUCCUACCUCCGUGGCAACGUAUGCAAGUCACAGUCUUAAUAGGGCCUGUGGGAGACAAGCGGUUUGUGCUCUGUCACCGCACGCAUUGUUAUACUCAGGGUGACUUAGAGCAAAUGCUCUUCGGAGCCUAUCCAGUCAAUGAAAUCAAAUGCAGCACAUGCUCCAAAUAGAGGGGUGGCAAUGGUGAAUGUUCAGGGGGUUGGUGCCUGUUAGGUAAGUGAACUUUAGUGUGUUAGUUGAGUUUAUCACUAAAAUCUUAAACCACCUGGGGUAAAAGACCAGCCUUUGGCUGGGGGGUUUUAAGCAUCAGUAACUGCUAUAAAACUAGCCAUCCAGUUAGGAUAGAAUAUGCUUCUUUCUGGUUAAUAAAAACCAUCUAAGAAAAUAUAUAUGUAUGUAUGUGUAUAUACAGUGGAUUUCAAGGACCAAAGCAAAAUUUGAACAGGAAUCUAUUAAUUUAGAAUUUUAUAAAAUAUUUAUUAAUAAAUGUUAUUUUUAAACAUUC